GCGCGCGAAACGGCCGCCGCGGCGUCGCCCAGUCAAAGCGGUCCCCUCCCCGCCCCCCACGCGACUGGCUCUAAACCGGAAGCGUAUCUAUCUCGCGAAAGGGGUGGGACCGAGAAAUUGCCCACGCCGGAAGAACGCAUCGGGAGCCCCGCCCUCUUCUGUCUGUCUGUCUGUCUGUGUCUCUCUCUCUCUCUCUCUCGCACCUGCCACCCCACCGCCUAGCUCGCUUAACGGAUUAAACUGCUCAGGGCCUCUUAAAGGGACCGAGGGAGGAAGCAAGCCAAACGCCUUCGCUGUCUCGCGCCCUCCGCCCGCCCUUCCAGUUCAGCCGAGGGACCUCUUGGCUUUCCGUAGCCACGCCCCCGAUCUCGGCUCGCGGGAGCCCAUUUUCCCAGUGUCCUUUGCGCGCACGUCCCCCUCUGCUCCCACUCUGUAGUUUCCAUCCUCCUCAGGCCCUUCCGUUGGAUAAGCCCUGACCCCACGCGCGCUUCUUUUUUCUUUCCCCCUUCGCCCCCCGCUUUGCUUUUUGCCUCCCGCUGAGGGGAGGAAGAGCGGGAGGCGGCGGCGGCGGCCCUCAAUUCUCCCCACAACCCGGCCUGGAGUGAGUUUUUUGUUCCGGCCCAGCCGCGCGCGCAGGGCGCUCCUCCUUACGUGUCGGUGAGCCUGACUUUCGACGGAACCCCUUUUCUCCCAUUGCCCCGCAGGGCGGCCGCCGCCCCCCGCCCCUCCUUCCUCUUCCCGUCCGCUCCUCCGCUAACGGUUCCGCUUAGACACCCCGCAGCCGGGAGGGCAGGCUCGCCGGAGCCGGGCCCGGUCCAGGGGAGGCGAUGUCAGGCGGGGACUCGGCGGCCGCCGCGGCCUCCCCUCAGCCGCUCCCUUUCUCCCUGCCCAAGCCGCCUCCCCUCAUGCAGCUCAACCCCGGCGAGGGAGUGCGGCCCGUGGGGGCUCCCGGCCCGGAGCAGUCGCCCAAGAGCAGCCGCAUGGGAGGCCGCCCGGAUUGGCCGGCCGGGAAGCCCGUCAGCCUCUUGGCUCCCCUCCUCCCGCCUCGAGGGGAGCCCGAACCCCUCCUGCCCUUCGGCCCGUCUUCCCGCCAGCCGCUCCGGGGGAGGCUGCUGGGCAGGUGCGGAGGUGGCGGCGGCGGAGGCGGCGGGAGCCUCCUCAAUCCUUCGAUGCGACCAGGUGGCGGCGGCGGCGGUGGAGGAGGCGGCGGUGGCGGUAUGGGCCGAGAGCCCCUCAUGGUGAGUGGAAUGGUUGUGACUUGUUUUUCCCGCUGCGUUAACUCCCGCGUGGAGUUACCCGUCGCGCGUUCAUUCUGAGCGCUUUCAGCGUGAUCCUCAAACUCUGAAGUCGAAGAAUAGGGUACGGUUCUGGUCUAACCUGAGUGGUUCUGGUCUAACCUGGAGAUGGGUAGUUGUUAUAAGAGGUCCGGGGCAACUUGCAGUCCGGCAUAAUCGCCCUUCUCUGUUUCCCACGCCCUACACACAUCCCCCAAAAAAGAAAAAAGAGUGUACUUCAUGCUUCUAACAUAAUCGGUUUCUAAUAAUGGAGCUUUUUCUGCACAGACGUCUUGUCCUAUCUUGAUCUCUUAAGCACAUCAUGUCCGAAGUCCUUUUGUUCAAGUUUUGGGCCACUUCGUUACCAGCAAGCUGCUUAUCAAGUUAUGUAUUAAGUAGAUUCAUACUUUGAUUAACCUUGUGCUUUUCAAGUAGCUGGAUGCAAUGUGUGCUCAUAAAAUGAGAGAAAAGGGUAACUUUUUGUUUGGUGACAGUAAUAUGUAAAUUUGGCGUUGGGCCUCUAAGGUAGAAAAUGGCUGUUUUUAACAAAAAUUUUAGUUGCAAGUCUGUACAUAUGAAGAAUGGUUGAGCAAGGCCCAAUCAGGUAUUCAGUUUAGUGUCUGAAGACAAUCAUGAGAGGGGAGUGGGGGCAUGCUGGCAAGAUUUGUCCCCUCCUAUGCCUCAUCUUCCCCUCCAUUAUAGCCCACUGCUCCAGGAGUUGGAAGAUAAAGUUCUGUAGCAGGGAACCUCUUGUAUGUGGAGGUAUCAUAAAGGUCAGGUAAAGGUACCCCUGACCAUCAGGUCCAGUCGUGACCGACUCUAGGGUUGCGCGCUCAUCUUGCUCAAGAGGCCGGGAGCCGGCGCUUGUCCGCAGACAGCUUCCGGGUCACGUGGCCAGCAUGACUAAGCCGCAGCUGGCGAACCAGCGCAGCACACGGAAACGCCGUUUACCUUCCCGCUGGAGAGCGGUCCCUAUUUAUCUACUUGCACUUUUUGGGGUGCUUUCGAACUGCUAGGUUGGCAGGAGCUGGGACCGAGCGACGGGAGCUCACCCCACCGCGGGGAUUCGAACCACUGACCUUUCGAUCGGCAGGUCCUAGGCUCUGUGGUUUAACCCACAGCGCCACCCGCGUCCCACGGAGGUAUCAUAAAUUUAGGUAAUUGGUAGUGCUCACUUGCCAAUACAGUAAGUUGAAAAUAAUAUGCUCAUGAUUGUCAGGAUAGUUUCAUAUUUUAUGUUGUUCUUUUUUGCCCAUUACAGGGUAAUGGCCUGAAUGGCAAAUAGGUGUAUACAUGUUAGACACAUAAUGUGGGAAGUAAUCCAAUAAUAUGCUGUUUUUAGUAGUUGUAUUUAAUUCUAUUUAGUUUUUUAAACAAUACUGCUUGAGUUCCUUUAGGAAGUUAAAAACUGCAAUUCUAUCGAACAUGCAGCCCUCAUCCAAUUGUGGUUGGAUGCAGGAGACAUUGAGUAUCCAUCAUGACUUGCCAUGCACUACUUAAGUGCAGGUGGCAUAUCCUUCAGUUGGCCUUUAUAUUAAUACAGUGAGGAUUGGAGCUUAAGGCUGUUCUUCAGUAACAUCUCUAAAUGUGAUAAAAAUUUCAGGACAUUCUUGGUAAUCAGAUUGCUAUUUCUGUUUUUAUCGAGGCUGAGUCAAUGUUUAAGCUUUCUACAAUACUUUAACAUUAUAAAGAAAUUAAAAUUCAUAAAAGCCUAGCAGAUAGGGAGGAUACUUGGUUGGAUCCACGGGAAUCCUACUGUUAAUGAAAGAGAUGUUUAUACAAUAAAGACUUCUGUGAAUGAUAGUGGGGAGAGGUGGUAGUUUUUCCUGAUUGGAUCAGGGCAUCUACACCCAGUUUCAUUUGUUGGAGUCCAUAUUAAAUACAAACCUUUUUCAAAAAUUGGGGAAGUCCUGUUCAUGAAAGAGCAUUUUUAUAUCUCACACAAUGUUCUAAGCUAUACUCUAUAGCUCUAUAACUAUAUAGCUCUAUAACUCAAUGUUCUAAGUUACUCUAUAGGGUAAUGCUGCAAAAGAAUCAAAAGUUUGGGGUUUGCUUUUGUGGAAACUCUGGAAAGCAUUAAAAACCAGUGGACUGGAAUAUUAUAGUUUGAGAGUAAUCUACUUUCACGUUAGAAAACUUAAGAAGAAAUAUAUUGAUGAAUCCGAGAAUUUCAUGGAAGCAAACAACAUGUGAGGCCAUAACUUUAUUAUAGCAGACAACAAUACCUAAAUGACCUGACUUGGAACCCAGAGAGGUUAUUUCCAUUGUGUUUAUUAUCUUGGAAUCUUGAUCUGUCACGAAUAUUGUUUUUUCAGAUGGGACAUCCGGGUAUGCCUCACUACCCUCCCAUGGGAAUGCAUCCUAUGGGCCAAAGGCCACCCAAUAUGCCUCCAGUCUCUCAUGGAAUGAUGCCUCAAAUGAUGCCCCCUAUGGGAGGGCCACAAAUGGGACAGGUAAGUUGGUUUUUGUUGGUUUUGUUAAUAGCGUCUUAAAAGGUGCAUUUUGAAGCAUGAAUUUUAAUCCAUUUUAGGGUUUUCCGUAACUCAGUAGGUGUUGAUUACUCUGAGCUUCACAUCACUACAGUUUUUAAACUACCUUUUCUUUUCUUUUUGGAAAAAACACAUUAUUGACUUCAUUGAAUUGAAAGUUGUCUUGCAAGUAGACAAAUCACUUCUUCUCAGUUGAGACAUAUUUUAAUUCAUGUAACCAGUAGGUCAAAAAGAAGACAGAACCCUACCACUGUAAUGCCUUUUAUAGGAGUUCCUGAAUAUUUAUAGUUAUGGGGCCUUUGUGCUGUGAAGUGAAGGAGUUUAGCCCUUAUAUGAUCAGUGACGAGCAUAUAUCCUGUGUUCUCCUUGAGAAUCCGUGAGAGGUAUGGCCAGUGAGCAGUUGAGCCCUUUCUCUCAGCACUUUACUUUCCCUGUUCUCUCAAUUGUAGAGGUUGUAGCAUUUCAUUUGUCUCUUCCAUGGUUAUCUAGAAGAAUCAGAAAUAUUAAACUCUGUCUAGCAUUUGCUUCUCUGCUUCUCCAUCGUUGGGAGAAAUCCCACUUCUGACGAUAGUUAAAGAAGACUUUACUCUGCUUAGGAUUGCCCCCCGCCCCCGGCUGUCAGAUGCCUUUUCAGUAAAGCCAGCAGCUUCCAAAUAUUUCUUCCCUGAUGUCCUAGUUGAAGGCGAAUAAAGGGAACCCUGUCCUAGCAUGCAGUUCAUAGAUCAGAUUUGUGGGUGGCAUGCUUCCAGAUUAUGAACAGUGUGACAGCUUUUUAGUUCAGAUGCUUGUAGGGUAGCGUAAACAAGAACUAAAGAGGAGAAGGAAAGACAUGCAAAGUAAUUUGGGCAGUGAGUGUUAUUUUCUGUAAUUGCUCACUUUCAACGGUGAUUUUUACUACAAAAGCUUUGUAUUCUCCAGUGAAGCUUUGCUGGUCAACUUUCCCUUGGUUAAUAGUGUCAGUAAAAUUUCUAUCUUUCGGUGUGUAUUUUAGAGGUAAAUUAUUAGAAACAAUUGUUUUUAAGUAGGUCAGAAUGUGGUUUGGUAUCCAGAAUAUAGGAGUUUUGUAUCUUAAGAGUGUGGCUAUCCAUCUGUUUAGACUCCCACGUCUGCCCUCCCAUGAACUUUUAUCUGUUUGUUUAGAACCUCUCUCCUUGUUGCUUUUGGGGGCAAAUACCCAUAGUUCCACUGGGAAUGUACCCACAGUAUUUUGUCAUAUUCCAUUGGACCUUUUCCCUUAAUUUAAAUAACAGCUUGUUCCUACUGAUGAUAGAAUUCACUUUCUUCUGCCCUUGGUUUAUAGUGACCCUGAACUUGAAAAUUGUGUGCAUAACCCAUAAAAUUAAUGUUGCCUCAAAGUAGUUAAAGCAGGGCUGUUAAACACACAGUUAACAGGCUUUAUAACCAUGUAUUGUGGCCCAUCAUAUAUUGGAUAAACAUUGAGUUUUUGUGGCUCACCAGGAUCAGAACAAACUGGAUUUAUCAAGUUCUGUUAAUGUGGGAAGCAUACAGCUUGUGUCCUGGAGGCUAUUAAUCUGGCAUCUCUGAAUUAAGAAAUCCUUUGUUUCAAAAGCUACUUGGAUAGAAGCUUUUAGGGAGCAUCUCUAACAUGGAACACAAUUAUUUGGAAGCAGCAGUGGGGCAAGACUCCUUUCUUCUCCUGCUUCUACAGGAUGGUGGGGAAUGGGAGGGCCACUCCCAUUCUUUCUUCUCUUCCUCACGCUUCCAAGAAAACCUUGUGGAUUGAGGGUGGAGCAGUAGCCCUACCAAAUACCUCUCCCUCCACACAAGAUGGAAGGUAAGAGGGAGCAGUAACCUGAUGCUCCCUGAAGAUACAUGGGAAUGGGGUCACUUGGCCAAUCCUCCAGGGACUGUCACUUUAUAGUGGGGGGUGAUUUCCCAAGAACUUUUUGUGGGGCUUGCCAAUCAAAUUGGCUGAAUAUGGCCAAUUAAAUACAUUACACGCAUAUGUAAAGUCCACUGCUCUUGUUGUCAUCCACUUGUUGCAGUCCCCCAAUAAGGGCUGAUGAAAAAAAUCGGAAAUAAAACUUCUAGCUUUUCUACAAAAUUCAUUUCCAGUUAAAAUAUCAUGUGCAUACACAAACAGAUUAAUUCUUCAUAGUAACUGCAUUGGGUCUCUGCCUUGAAUGGCUUUUGCUAGACCCCCACAUAACCGUUGCCUUGCAACGUCCCAAUGUGAAGAAUAGCCCCCUUCAGCAUAUUUAUGAUGCUUUCAGGAACAAGGGCAGUGUUGUGGUUUUAAGCAGCUACGGUAGUUUGCAUCCCUGUUGCAUGCUUUUCUCAGCUUUUUUUAACAGUUCAUGUUUUUGAACCCUGCAGUCAUAAUUCUUAAACUUUAUAGUACUCUUCAUCUUGGAACAUCUUUGCAAGCAUAACUCUUACUCCAGCCCUGUGAGACAAGUUCUUCAGGUAUUAUCCUCUGUUCAUAGAUGAGGUAAAUGAGCCCUCAAGAUUAUUAGAGUUUACAUAAGUCACAUGGAUUGGGUUUGGGAACUGGAAUUAGAUGCUUAAUUGAUUUGGGCCCCAUUCCUACAGUGUUUCAUGAAUAGUGCUAAUAUUUUGGGUUAUUUAAUAUUAAAACACUGAGUUUUGGGAGCCCUGUAUUCUUGAGAGAACCUUUCUGCUUUCCCCUCCACCCUGAAACUUCACUUCCUUUAUCUUUUGCUUUGGGUACCCAUUUGACAGACCACUAUGAGUAGCUGAAAAAUCUUGCCCUUAUUUGUUGGCCCUCUAGCUAAUAAUCCCAUGCCCACAGAAAUUCCUCUGAUCACGUAAGACCUUAAAAUUUUGUACCCGGAACACCAUUAAGCUAUUGGAUAAAUAUUUUGUUAGGAGUAUAAAGCACUUUACAUAGUUAUAUUUCUUUGUUAUGCCCCAAUUUAUUUAUGUUUGAGCAGGAUUAAACACUAUUUCUAUUAGCAUAAAAAGUUACAUAUGUAGCAAUUUGUAUUAACUUGUAAACACGUACUAUAAUGAUACUUUUAUUGUAGAUGCCUGGAAUGAUGCAAUCAGUGAUGCCUGGGAUGAUGGCACCCCAUAUGUCUCAUGCUCCCAUGCAGCCUACAGGGCCGGUAAUUAUUAAAUCUAUAUUUUGUGAUUUUAAACCGUUGACUAACUGUACUUUAUUUUUAACCUAACAUACAAUGCAUAUUUUUUCACCUGUUUGAAUAAUUUUCCAGCUAUGUUGUUAUGGGGGGGUUAUGUUAAUGGCUUAUUCUUAUUAUAAGGUACAGGAGUGUGUGAUUUAUUUCCUACUUAAUGUCAGGAGCAGUUGUCGGGAAUAAAGCACCCAGAGUAAGUGAAAUUAACUCUUUAUUAGCAGAAAUGUCUGUUCAAGAGCGCUAGGCUUGAUGAGCACAGCAAUUCUUCUCAGUAGAUCUUGUCCCUGCGAGGCAGUUGUAGAGGCUGAAAGUCCCUGCCUUCCCACAGCUGCCUAAAUCAUCUCUCCCAGGUCCUUCCCAAGCAUUCUGAGACUAUGCUGACAUGCCUGUCACUGCUGCUCUCUCUUCAUAUGUCUUCUGGUCCUGGGAGACCCAGGGGAGGAGAACUUGUAGUAGCAGGACAGGGAGGCACCCUGGCUUCUUCAACAGCCUGACAUCUCUGCCUCUUGGCCUCCCUCCUCUCCUCCUGAUUCUGGACUUCUUUCUGUCACAGACUGUCCCUUCUCACUAAGCUAUACUUUGUUAUUCUAGUGCAGGGAUGGUAGAGUGCAACUCCCAUCAUCACUGACAAAUAGCCAUGCUGCUUAGGGCUGUUGGCAGUACAGCAGCCUCAAGGGUCAUUCUAAGUAACAUAUUGUGCACAUUGCUUACAAUAGCCCACUCUUCAACGGUAAAACAUAAAACGGUAAACUUUAAAGAUUAAGUAAACAAUUGUUUAAAUAAACUACAGUUUUUCUUAUCAAAUGUAACAACAAACUGUGGUUAAUUUUAAAAGGUACUGGAUUCUGCCAUAGUCUUGAAACUGUAUCAGAGGUGGAGAAGACGAGAGAGAUGUCUAGUGCUAAACUAUAUGUUAUGUCUUCAUAAUUCAGUUUCAUGCAUUCAGAAUAAGUAAAGCUUCCUAAAACACCUGAAUAGCAGCUUCAGGGACCCAGGGAAUAUUUUUACAGCAUCAGAGCUAUGCUUAAAGCAGCAAAUGCUAAAAGAUAAGUGGCAAAACAAAAGUGGCACACAAAAUGACUUCUCCAUUCUCUUCCCCCCCCCCCCAGCCCCUUCCCCCCUGUUAGAAAAACAAAAUAAAUCAAAUUUUAUUAUGUGACAACUUACCCGAGCAGAUAGUCCUGUAUUGAAGGAUUCUUGAAAUAAUGUGAGGUGAUGUGAAAGGCCUGGUGAUGUCAUGAGCCUUGUCACCCGAUUGUGCUGCUGAACAUUUAAGGACAAGGCUCCCUCGGGAAAUUUGUUUAGCUAUGGCAUAUUUAUAGUAUAAAUCUAAAGGCUUUUUUCUGGUUAGGUCAAAUUAUCAUAAAAAAAAAUUCAUCACCUCUCACUUGACUAACAUAGUGUUGCUAUACUGUUGCAUCACCUUCACAGUAAUUAAUUGGAAUAACAGAGAGCAACUCAUAGGAUUUCAAUUUCAAGAUUAAUUGGUUCAAUCUUUUGAAACAGUCCUUUGAAGAUUUUCCAAGUUUAGCGGUUGGCAGAACAAUAAUAUGGUUCACCAAGCGCUUGUUAACGAAUUGCAUUAUCUAGCCAUGUUUAGUGUCGGCUUCAUCUUUCUCAUAGCUCCUUUUUAGCAUCCAGGAGAAUGAGGCAUGUCGUAGCAGACAUUUGAAAAUCAUAUUGGAAGCGCUAUCAAAAACAUGACUAGUAGGGCUGCUUUGAUAGUGUGAUGUGUAGCUUUAUAUACAGGCAGCAACCAUUUCGUGCAGAGGGUCCGUUCCCAGCCCUUGCACACAUUGGUGGAGCACGGAUAAGUGCGCUCCAUUACACCACACCACACACACUCAUCGGCGAUCGUGUGUCAAUUGGAUGUGCCUAAAAUGGUCACCACCCACAUAGCAGAGUUGCUUCUUAAGCAGGGGUUAGGUUUCAAAGCAAAAACUACCUUAUCAAAUUCCCAGUAUUACCUUGUUUGUAGUGCCUUCCUCAGUCUCUGUAUUUUCUCAUUGGCUGUUGGCUGGCAAGGGGGCUUUCCUACUGGCUGACAAGUGGCAGAGGGCUUGCAGGGACACCUCCAUUGCUCCACUACCUCUCUUCACUUCUCCACGUGUGAGUGACCUACCGAAGUUGGGAGGGGGAGGCAGAAAGAAAUGCAGGCAGAGGAAAAAGGCUGGGGUGGAUUCUUAAAGUUGCACAUAGGAUCCUAACUUCUUUAAAAUGGAAAAGCUUCAUCAUCCCUUGUUCUUCACUACCAUUACUUCAUUUUGCAAAGCUGUGAUAUGUUACUCACUGGUUGUGGUGGCAAAAUAAGGUUGGUGGUUGUUUACCAGGGGGUAGGCAUUACAGGGCAAUGUCAUAAUGUAGUACUGGGUUUAAGUCCUCAGUGGGACGAGAGUGUGUGAGAGAGGGAGAUGUUGUCUUGUUAAUAUUUUACGUUCCAAGAGUGAUUUCUGUCUAUAAAACAGUAACUGCUACCAAGCUCCUAUAGUUGAAUUUGCUCAAGUUAGCAUGUAAUACAUCGUGUAAGUUUUAACUUUUUUUUUUUCCCUACAGCCAGGAGUAAACAGUAUGGAUUCUCAAAUUGGUAUGUAAAAAGAAUUCACUAUUUAUUUAACCAGAAAAGGUUCAAAACUAAAAAGAAGUUUGUUAAUAAUAAUGUGGGUUAAAAUUAAGAGUUUAUUCAGUUACAGGCAACUCCUCUUUUAUGUGGGGGUUCCAUUCUGAGGUACCAAACGUGUCAGCGGGCCGUAAGUGAGCCUUCCACCCCCAUUCUGCCCCUUUGUGGUACCGAAAAUGGUGCACAUGCCAAACAUGCACAAAUGCCUGUAUGUAAGGAGAAUUUGAAAAUAUGCCUUCUUCCUAUUUACUAAUUCUCAAUGAACUAAAACAUUGAGGUGCUUCCCACUCUGUUGACAAGGAGGUAGGAUUUUUUUGUGGAAGGAUUCAUCUGGGAUUGAAGUAUGAUGCACCUCACACUAUGACUUGAAAUUGAAAGAGUUUGUUCAUUUACCAAUGGAGAAUUUCACCAGCAUCUUUCCCUCUUAUUUCCAGAGAGUGAGUGUAGCAUCCUUGCAUACCUAAAACAUUUACAUGCACAAGAGGGAAAUUUCACUAGGCUUGGGAACCCUGAAGUUUACAGAAGCACAAAAAAGUUAAAAAAUAACACUUUUGGCAAAGUGGGAACCCCAAAAAGUGGGAACCCCAAAAAUAUCCUUAUAAGCUCUGAGCUUACCCACAGGCCAUGUAAUGCUGACUGAUUGAUGGGGAAGGAAUGGGAAAUGGGAAAUCAAAUGGGAAUAUCAUGUAGGGAGACAUGGCUGUCUAUGACUGGAACACUGAACAGGAGCAUUGCAUGUUACAAUGUUUUGUUACAGGUCCCAGUUUUAGCAUGUGAGUAUUGUCUCUUGAACGUGCUGGAGUUGAAUAUAGUGACUCUUGCAUAGAACUGUGAACGUGACAGUUAGAUCUUCAUCGUUGUCAACAUUGUGGAUCAUUAGAUUUUGAGCAUUCAUUUCAGAUUCUGGCCUUCCUGUUCUGAGAAAAUUAUUCGUUUGAAGCUCAAAGUAGGCAGGAGUAACUGAGAGAUUCUUGAAAUAUUCAGUGAGCUUCAGGGGGAAAGCUUUUAUAACAAGAAGUGACUGGCUGCAUCUACUAUCUGCUCAUUGCCAGAAUGUAAAUUCAUAAUACAGUCUGCUUGAAAUGGUUAAUUGUAAGUCACUUGUAAAAUUUAACAUGUAUGUUUUCAUGUGGUCUUAAAGUCUUUUGAGUCACAUUAAAAGCAAAUGUGGAGGUGUGGAUUGUUCUGGUUGUGCUGAAAUAUGGUUUAUCAUUUUAUAUUUCAUAGGUUUAGCCCCCCCAGGAACUCAGGUAAGCAAGGAACUUUUGUUGCUUGGGCAAUUUAAUAAUUUCAUGUAUUAAACUUUGUCCAGUUUCCAUGAUUUUUCUCCCUUCCAUGCUAAGGCGAGAUUGCACCUUGCCCUGUGCAUUGGAUGCCUGGGUUCCUUUACAUACCUUCCAAACAUCCACAUGUAUGCAUAACAAGAGUGUAUGUGCAUAAAAUACAACAACAUGGUUGACUUUUAUGUCAGCUCAUCUGAAACACGUACAUGAAUGAAACACAUUUUAUUUGCUCCCAAAAGUUCACUUUCUUUGGAGAGGUCCUUUUGGAGCUCCUCACAACUUCUCUUUUUUAAUGACCCUGAACAAUUUAAUGUUAUCAGCAAUUUAGCAACUUGGCCACCUCACUACUCAUCAUUUACUCUAGAUGCUAAUAAACUAGUUUUGAAAGCACAGCUCCCAAAAUCAGCCCAUAGGGGACUCCUUCCAUUCAUAGAACUGCCCAUUUAUUCCUACUUUCUGCUUCCUGCUACUAAACAAUAUGUGAUCCACAAGAAGAGAUCUCUUCUACAUCCAUGACAUCUAAGCUUAUUCAGAAAGCUUUGGUGAGGUAUCUUGUUGAAACCUUUUUGAAAGUCCAAGUACACAAUGACAAUCGGUUCACCUGUAUCUAUAAUGUGCUCUUAAAGAACUCAUAAUAUGUUCGUGAGACAACUUGCUGAGAACAGAAACAGAUGCUUUUGAACUGUUACUGGGUAUGGUGGGGGAGGUUUUUAGCAUCUUUCUGAAACUGCUGGGAGCUCUGUCUCUGUGUUUCCUCUGAAUUGGGAGAGGAGGUUGAAGGGCUAGGCUGGUGCUUGGAGGCGGUAAUGGCUAUGGACUAGUAAAUUAAAGCUGAAUUCUGAAAAGACAGGUGCUAUAUCUUCAGAGCUUAUGAGUCUGGAAAGUGGGGAGAUGGUGUGUUCUGGAGGAGGUGAACUCCCCUGGAAGGAGCUGUCAUUGGAUGCCACCAUACCUGCAGCAUUCUAAGCUUCCCAUUGACCUGAUCAAGCAGUCUCUUUGUAUGUUCUUAUCACAGUCUGCUCCUGGAGAUGUAGUGGCAUCUUGUGAGCAGGAGACUUGGAGAGGGCAGCUAGGACUGCAGACUGAGGAACAGGAGUGCUAGAUAGUGGUGGUCUUUGUAGAGUUGGUAGCUAUCACUUCCCACAAGAUCCAGAAGACGUCUGCUUCACCUGACUACAGAUUUCAGGUGCAGAUGAGUUUUGCCUGGACUUCACCUUUGCAGUUAUUCUGGCGUGAGUCCUCUGACACUGGUUGGGAAUGCUAAUGCCACUCCUAGUAGUGAAGCCUAGAAUUAAUGAACCAUGCAUGGCUUAGCAUUGCAUCCGAAUGGGACCAUUUUACAGAUUGGGGGUAUGCUGUACUUAUAGCUGUGUAUUCUUCUGUUUGCAAUCUUACAUUGUUUUAAAGAAAAAGUAAGCUGCUGUAUUUUCUUCAGAAGUGUGCUUUCCUCUUUAAUAUUUAGCCUACACCUCCAGUAGUUUGUUCAGUGCAGCAAGUCACCCCGGCCAACAGCUCUGCUAACGAGGAACCUUCGAAACAGGUAUCAAUUUACCCCUGUAGACAUUUUUUGGCACUUUGUCUUGCACUUCCUAGACAUGUUGCAGAAUUUAUUGAUACGAAGCUUUGUUUUUCAUAGAAAUCUAUGUGGUCAGAGCAUAAGUCACCAGACGGAAGAACAUACUACUAUAAUACUGAAACAAAGCAGUCUACCUGGGAGAAACCAGAUGAUCUCAAAACACCUGCAGAGGUAAAAUAAACAAAUUGAGAAGAGUGCCUAUUUAAUUGACCAUGUUUUCAGUGAGUAUAAAAUGCCUUUUAUCGCUGGAGUGUGUGCCAGUUUUCCUUUCCAGCUGCAGCCAUUCGUGCCACAUUGAAUCCUACUCUGGAGAGUUCCCUAAACUUCAGGAUUAGCUUUUUGAGGGGCUGCAGUGGGAAGAGGGUGCCCCAAAAGCUCCAUUACAGGCAUGGUAUUUCACGUGCAGCCCUUUAUAUUUUGUCCUUUGUUUCUUUUGAUAUGGCUUUGCAUGCCUCUCCUUUGAUUUUAUAGGCAUUUUUAAUAUAUGGCGUGUCAUAUUACGGAAUGAUUUUUAAAACGUUUUUUCUAAACAUUCUGUUCUCUAGCAAAUGUUGUCAAAAUGUCCGUGGAAGGAAUAUAAGUCUGAUUCUGGAAAGCCUUACUACUACAAUUCCCAAACAAAAGAGUCACGCUGGGCAAAACCCAAGGAACUUGAAGAUCUUGAAGGUAAAUUUUGUGGGACCUUUUUUUCUGUCUUGAUUUAUAGCUAGCACCUAUUGGGUAUAAUCCAGGGCUUGGCUAACCUGUGGCCUUCCUGAUGUUGUUCAGCUUCCAUCAACCACAACCAUCAUGGCCAAAAUGAUAGUGGAUGUUGUCAUGCCGCAACUUCUGGAGAGCCAAAGGUUGCAAUCCUGGCAUACACCGUAUUCUCUGGGUAGCAGAGAUAACUCUAGUCAUUGAAGUCAGGAUUGGAUGCUGUUAUAUAAUGAAACUGUCCCUAAUCUAAUAAAUGUCUUUAUUGGGGGAGGAAAAGAGAGAAUAUGUUGGCUAAGCUGUCAUGGACAAAGACGAAAAUAACAUAAUUGACCACAAUAGCUAUUGUGGAAUCACUUGAAAGAGCAGCUGUCACCCAGUAGUAGUAGCUUCCUUCAGUAAUUUUUAAGUGAGAGAAUUGUUGCCUCUAUUCCCAAGUUCCACGCAGACGCCACAGUCUUACUUUGCAGAUCAAUAUUUUGAUACAAUUUAUUGCAUUUGGAUCAGUUUAGUACUUGUCUUAACAUACUUUAUCUUCUAAUAUGCACUUUUAUUCAACUUAUAAAUAAAUCUGACAACAAUUUAUUUCUUUUGUGCAGCAAUGAUUAAAGCUGAAGAAAACAGGUAUGUUUGAAAAUAUUUUACUCGAGAAAAAUUCCAUGAGCUGGAAUUUUAAAAUAAGGGUGGUAUCAAUACAACUAUAUUUACACUAGCUGUUUGUGGGUAGAACAGACUUCCACUUGCACACUAAACUUCACCUUCCUCUGCUCGGCUGCCUCCACAUGCAUUAUUGCCAAUAUUGGGGGGUGGGGGGUGGUUGUUGUUGCCUUAAACAGACAUUUUAUUUCAGAAUCUCCUGAGUAUUUCUUAGUACUGAAACAUAUUGUUGUUUAGUCAUUUAGUCAUGUUCGACUCUUCGUGACCCCAUGGACCAGAGCAGCCCAGGCACUCCUGUUUUCCACUGCCUCCCGCAAUUUGGUCAAACUCAUGUUGGUAGCUUCGAGAACACUGUCCAACGAUCUCAUCCUCUGUCGUCCCCUUCUCCUUGCGCCCUCAAUCUUUCCCAGCAUCAGAGUCUUUUCCAGGGAGUCUUCUCUUCUCAUGAGGUGGCCAAAGUAUUGGAGCCUCAGCCUCAGGAUUUGUCCUUCUAGUGAGCACUCAGGGCUUAUUUCCUUCAGAAUGGAUAGGUUUGAUCUUCUUGCAGUCCAUGGGACUCUCAAGAGUCUCCUCCAGCGCCAGAAUUCAAAAGCAUCAAUUCUUCAGCAAUCAGCCUUCUUUAUGGUCCAUCUCUCACUUCCAUACAUCACUAAUGGGAAAACCAUAGCUUUUAACUAUACAGACCUUUGUUGGCAAGGUGAUGCCUCUGCUUUUUAAGAUGCUGCCUUGGUUUGUCAUUGCUUUUUUCCCAAGAAGCAGGCGUCUUUUAAUUUUGUGACUGCUGUCACCAUCUGCAGUGAUCAUGGAGCCCAAGAAAGUAAAAUCUCUCACUGCCUCCAUUUCUUCCCCUUCUAUUUGUCAGGAGGUGAUGGGACCAGUGGCCCUGAUCUUAGUUUUUUUGAUCUUGAGCUUCAGACCAUAUUUUGCGCUCUCCUCUUUCACCCUCAUUAAAAGGUUCUUCAAUUCCUCCUCACUUUCUGCCAGUCAUCCAGUCCAGCCUUUCACAUGAUGAAUUCUGCAUAUAAGUUAAAUAAGCAGGGAGACAAUAUACAGCCUUGUCAUACGCCUUUCCCACUUUAGAACCAAUCAGUUGUUCCAUAUCCAGUUCUAACUAUAGCUUCUUGUCUCACAUAGAGGUUUCUCAGGAGAAAGAUGAGGUGAUCAGGCACUCCCAUUUCUUUAAGAACUUGCCAUAGUUUGCUGUGAUCAACACAGUCAAAUGCUUUUGCGUAGUCAAUGAAGCAGAAGUAGAUGUUUUUCUGGAACUCUCUAGCUUUCUCCAUAAUCCAGUGCAUGUUUGCAAUUUGGUCUCUGGUUCCUCUGCCCCUUCGAAAUCCAGCUUGCACUUCUGGGAGUUCUCGGUCCACAUACUGCUUAAGAGUGAAACAUAUACAUUACCUAAUAGAGGAGGGGGAUUUGGGAACAGAUGGACAUAGUUGUUCACUUCGCCUUUUCUUUCAAACAAAUUGCAGAACUGGCUUUUUUUAAUUAGCAUGGCAAAUUAAGCUAACUAUUAGUCUUCAGCACUGCAUUCUGCAAACCUAGAAGUCUGCAGUUUUUUUCAUAAUGUGUAAGUUUACAUUGGACAGUUGGAACCAGUAAUCUGAAAGCCAUAUACAUCAGACCCUACCUUAUGGAACUCUACCAGUAGAGAGCUGGCAGGAACUAUCCUUCCAUUCAUGCUUUUCCUGAAAACUAUGUUGUUUAGGCUGGCCAAUUGCACUCUAGAAGAUUUAAUGAUGUUUUUAAUGUUAUUUUUAUGCUGAUUCUAUGCUCCUUGAAUUUUUAAAAUGAAAGUAUGUAUUAUAAAUAUAUAAUUAAAGACAUAAACCACAAUCCAGUAAGAAGGUUGUAGGCUGUCAAAAUCUGAAGAGAAAUUGGAUUUCCCCCAGAAUAAUUCUCAAUGAUAAAUGCAUUGUUCCUGUGAUUGGCAGGGUUAUUAACACAAAUAUGAUGUCUGCUGUUUAUGUAGCGGUAAACCAGAGGAAUCUGUUCCAACAUCGUCUGCAGUCGCACCAGGGGUUACAAAUGCUGCAGCCAUUGUUCCUGAAGCUCCUAUAGCUGCCCCAGCAGUCCCUGCUGCUCCAUCUCUUGCAUCGGCUCCGGAAACCGAGCCUUCCACUGUUGCUACUGUUAUAGAAAAUGAAAGGGUCACUGCUACAGCUGAUGAGCAGGUACAGCCAGCUGCUCCUGUUGUACAGGAACAGACUGCAGAAGUUGUGACAAACUCUGUCGAAGAAGCUCCUAAACAGGAAUCCUCAGAGUAAGUAAUGCUAUGUCUAGUUGGUGUGCACUAAUCUCUAUUUUUUUUCAAGACAGUACUUGGGGUGGGGGUAGGGAAUUGGAUUUGGCAAAAAAAAAAAAAAAGCGGGGAAUGCGAAAGGAAAUAACUCGCCUCCCCACCUUUUUACUGCUUCUGAACUUGUGUGCCUCACUCCCUUUUUUGUGCAUGAAUAGACUUGGUUAAAAUAAGGGUUGGGAAUUGUUUUGUACUCCAUAGCAGACAGAUGAGGAAAUUAGUGGAUACAGAGUCAACCCUCCCACUCCUUGGGAGCCUUCCUAGCAAAUUUGGAGUGAUUUCCCCUGUAGAUUAAUCUUUCUUUCUCCAUUCCUAAGUGGUAUGUUGUAUUGCCACUUAUAAGAGGCAGAAGCACCUAGUUGAUCUCCCUUCACAUCCAGUGAGUGGAGGGAGAUCAAGACUAGAUGCGGAAGGCUUUCAUGUGCAUCCUGGGAAAGUGAAAAGGCUUGGCAAGGUGAGAUAAGUAUGAAUGGACUUGACAGUACCAUGUCCAAGCCAUUAUUUUCUUCCUUUGGAUAUAUAUACGGGCAGUUCUGUGGAACAAAAGUUUUAGAACAUGUUUAAGUAUACUUUUUAAAUAGUGUAAUGUGUAGUUUGGCCAUUAGAAGGGUAUAUUUUAUUAGAGUUGGGAAACUAAAUCCCAAGGGCUGUAUUUCCCUCAUAGCUAAUCUUCCAGGCUAUGCUACCUCUUCCCCAUCCCCCCCUCAUGUCCACAUUCAUUCAAAUCCAAACAAAAACAUAUAUACACACAAAAAUGUAUUCAUUUGCAAGCUCAUUUGUACAUGCACCAUGCAGCACAUAGGCUGUGUAAACAGGUGCAAAGUGUAUGAAUUAGUUAAUGGAUUGGGUUUUGAAAAAAAGUCAAGGGCAUUUCAUACAUAACAGUCUUAUGAACGCCUUAUUAAAUUGCCUUCAGCCUUUACCUGAUUUGCAAGAAAACUAGCACAUUAGAGCAAACAGCUCUUUAAAAUUACUGGUCUGAUAACUACUGUCAGGUAUGAAAUUGCUUCUUCCUUCUCAGUGGAGAACCAAUAUAUUUUUAGUUCUGAAGGAAUCGGAACUACCCCAUCCCACAUAGGUCUAGAGGGUCUAUCGACUCUCAAGAGCUCUUUUUGGGGGGUGGGGGGGAGAGGCAGGGAGUUGCAUGGUUUGUAGUGGAAAGGAGGAGCCAGGAAAGCCCUGUUGCAUGAGCAGUGAUUUGCUUGAUCUUUUAAGGAUUUAACCCACUGGCUAGGAGCUGUCAGAUAAUGCUGUAUCCUGGAACCACAUUACGCCUGAAGUCUGUUUGGGUUCAUCUGUGUAUGCUGUCACUUCCUGGGAGACAUUAGCUCUAUUGUUUACAGUUCCCACUCUUAGUGUCUCUUACAUUUAAUUAGUACUGGUUUUUGCUAAAGCGGCAUGCUGUUCUUUAAAUCCAUAGUGUUGCCGCCAAAAAGGACGAAGAAGAUGCCCAGCCAGUUAAAAAGACCUACACAUGGAAUACAAAAGAAGAAGCUAAGCAAGCAUUUAAAGAACUAUUGAAAGAAAAGGUUUUUAAAUUGAGUCAACUACUGUUUAAAAUUUCAAGAAUUGCAAAUAUACUUGAGUUGGGAGAAUUGCUGAUUUUGAAAGAAACUUUAUGGAAUAACAUUCAUACUGAAGUAAACAUGGAAAGAAUAUUCUAGCCAAAAUGUACUUGGUAUAAACUUUCACAUCAUGCUCCAGUAUUGGUGAAAAAUUCUUACAUUUGUUUAGGUCUUUUGCGGGGGGCAGUGGGACCAAAGAAGGAAAGACAAAUGAAAUUUUUAUGUGAGAAGAGCAUUCUGGUGGCACAACAGUUCCACAUUUGCAGAAUUGGCCUGGGGAGGAGGGCAGAAUGAAGAGAAAGAAAAACGGUUGUGUUAAAAAACUUCAGUUAUCCACUUAACUCUUUGUAAAUUCUCACUCUGAAGAGUCUGAUGUUGCUUUAUUAAGUGGUAUUACAUCCCAAAUGUUACUAAUGAAACAUCACUGCAGAAUCAAAAGGACAAAGUCCUGUUUUUAUUAGCUUACCACCCUAUCAAAAAAAGUUAGAAAAUAAGGAAUGCAACACUAGUCAUAUUCACUCAUGAUAAGCCAUAAACAAAGGCUAAAUCAUAUACAAGACAAUCAUGCAUGCUUUGCUUCUCUUUACUAGCACUAGGGGCAAAGCAAAUGACAAACCCUGGCUUAGUGCUAUGUUUCAAUCAGAAUGUAGUUUGUUUCCUCUGUAUGGUAUAGGAAGAAACAAAGCAGUCCAGAUGGGUGUGUUAACAGUAAUCUGAUAACUAUGUAAAAAAAUUGUCCAGUAGUACCUUAGAGACCAACUAAAUUCUUGGUACAAGCUUUCUUGUGCAUGCACACUUCUUCAGAUACACUGAAACAGAAGUCACCAGACCCUUAUAUAUAGUGAUUUCAGUUCCAGUGUAUCUGAAGAAGUGUGCAUGCACACGAAAGCUUAUACCAAGAACAAACUUAGUUGGUCUCUAAGGUGCUACUGGACAAUUUUUUAAUAUAUUUCAGCUGUGUCAGACCAACACGGCUACAUACCUGAAUCUGUUAACUAUGGUUUGCUUUCAUGUACAAACUAAUUGAUGCACCAUUUCUAGAAGUGUAAGUAAAUUAUGAGAAGGCUAAAAAUACUCAUGAAGAUAGAAAGUGUCUUGUGUACCAAAUUUAUCAUUUCCUAGUUUUAUGGUAGUUUAUCAUUUUUACAGGAAAAGCAAAAAAAGUGACAGUCCUUUGUACAAAUAUUCUUUUAUUUUUAUAGUAAAAACAUACCAAGCAGAAUAUUUACCCACUUUUGCCACCAAAUAAUCUGAGUCAUUACAUUUGACAACUAUGCCCCACUGCACAAUUUAGAUGCAGCCAUUCUUACCUUAGCUAGCAUUCCUAAAGCUACCAUUGCACAAACAGAAGUACUGAUUUGAUCAGUUACAUGAUUUACUUCAUGUCUUCAUAGCGUGUGCCAUCCAACGCCUCUUGGGAGCAAGCUAUGAAAAUGAUAAUUAACGAUCCAAGAUACAGGUAUGCUGUUCUAUUUUCUUUUUGAUCAACAUGCUUUUAAUUAGUUGUUUGUAUAAACUGAUGUUCUGACAGCUCAAGUGAGCUCAUGGUUUGAAUGCUGCCCUAAUGUUCCUAUUUUCUGAUAUUUUAAAUCUUUUAAAAAUUGUGUAAGUUGUAUUUUUUUUCCUUCGUAUGCCACUUUGAGACACAUGUAAAAAACAAGUUAUGUAUAUAUUUUAAAUAAAUCAACAAAUUUAACUUGUUUUCCUCUUGCAUGGUUUUUUAAAACUGGGUUGUUGUUUUUUGAGGGGAAGCAAUUGUGUACUAAAUACUUUGAAACUCUUCCCCUGUGUGCAGUUUUAAACGGAAUCUUCAUAAAAUGAUCAGUUGUAGUUGGUACUGCAUUUAGCAAUAGGUUUAUGGCUUUUUUCUUUAAUUUGUAGUGCUUUGGCAAAACUAAGUGAGAAGAAGCAAGCAUUUAAUGCUUACAAGGUCCAGACAGAGAAAGAAGAAAAAGAGGAAGCAAGAUUAAAAUACAAAGAGGCAAAAGAAUCUUUUCAGCGUUUCCUUGAGAACCAUGAGAAGAUGACAUCCACUACCAGAUACAAGUAAGAUAAAUCUAAUGCAUAAUACUAGUUGUACAGUUCAAAAUUUAAAACUUGAGCUUGGGUAGACUUAAGAGGGGAAUGUGAAUUAAAAAACAACACUUUAAAAUACUGUUUCAAAUACUGUGCUAUAGGGAAUAACAAUUUGUGCAAAGUCACUGUUGCAAGGUGAUGUUCUCCAAUUUCUACUUCUGCUGCCCAUGCCUCCUGUCUGGUGCAGAUUUAUAUGGAGGAGGAGGACUUGGCAGAAAUCUAUUCCCUCCCCUUUUCUGUUGUGAGUGAAACUCCGACUCUGCAGCCAUUUGAAAGUCUAGAUACAAACCACGGUUGCCUCUGCAUUUCUACAAAGACUGCAGUGUAUGAGAAGUUGUCACUGAGACUGUUGGCAAAAUAUGUAUUGGGAAUGGAUGCAAGCAAGGAAGGGAUCCAUUCUUGUGUGUUUUAAAAAUACAAAAACCUUUCAUCAAAGCAAUGGGAGAAAAGAAAUGGCAGGAGCUGGAAUACAACACAUAGAAAUUUUAAAAAAUUCUAUAUUGUUAACACAUUCUUUUAUUUUAGUUGUGCAAGCUGGAAUGAUUUUGUAAUAUUAAACAUGAGUUACGUACGAUUACACAUUUGUACUCUCUUGGUUAUUCACACAUUUGGCAAGGAUUGGGAUGUUGGCUGACCAGUGGGAAAGAGCGGGAGCAAAGUGAUUUAUAGAGCUUUUUUUCUUCCUAUUUCUAUCUACAGAAAAGCUGAACAAAUGUUUGGAGAGAUGGAAGUCUGGAAUGCAAUAUCAGAACGUGAUCGUCUUGAAAUCUAUGAAGAUGUCCUAUUCUUCUUAUCAAAGAAAGAAAAGGUAAUUUAUUUCUUCAGAUGGGGGGCAUACACACCCACUUACUCCUCUUCCUCUUUUCUAUAGAUAAAUCUGUCUUCCUCUACAUUUUAACAAAUAUCAUAUCAAGAUUUUCUACAAAUGACAAUGUCUUUUCCUUAAUGUGGCACUACUUAAUUUAGUUCCGAACAAAAUAGAGCAAAAGCUUGAUGUGGUGGUUACACCAUAGGCAUUUCUUGAGGACAGUCUUCUAGUCUAUCCGGAAUUAUGCACGCAUCCUGGCGAUGCAAAGUAGUGUGAUGUCUCUUUCUUGUUCAGUGAUGAAGUUAUGUAGUUGCUUCAGACUGGCAGAUUUGCUACAAAAUGCCCCCUCUUAAUAAUCUGUUGGUAAUGUUUGAUACCGAGCAUUUUAGCAAAACAAAUGCCAUUAAAUGUUUCAUUUAACUUUUUCAGGAACAGGCCAAGCAGUUAAGGAAGAGGAACUGGGAGGCAUUAAAAAACAUCUUGGAUAAUAUGGCUAAUGUCACAUACUGUACUACCUGGUCAGAGGCUCAGCAAUAUCUGAUGGACAAUCCUACCUUUGCAGAAGAUGAGGAACUUCAGAGUAAGGAGACAGGGUUGUAUUCCACGUAGUGCUAAAGUUUUCCCCCUCUCCUUCCCCUCUGUGCCCCCUAAAUCUGCUCCAGGCUUUCUUCCCACCUCGGAGCAGACUUGGGGGCAGCAUGAGGAAGGAUUAUCCCAAUGCACUAGCACAAACAUUUAGUUAAAUACAACUCAAAAUACCCUGGUUCCUUUAUUGUCGGAAUUUGAUCUUGGUGAUGAUCUGAUGGCAACAGCAACUCAGAUCUUUAACCUUCAAUCUAGCUUGCUCCAGUUUAGAGGUGGUGUGCCUGAUAAAACAGCAUUGUUACUUUGGCAGUCAGGAUUUCCCAACUCACAUUGCUCUUGGUGGAGAAUGCAGGAGCCAGCACUGCACAGACUAUGAUCCAAUUCAGACCUAAUCAGUUUAUUUUCCUUUAUACGGUUUAGCAGUAUUUUUUGUUAAUAUUUUGUUCGGGGGGGUGCGCGCAGACAUGUAUAUAUAGAUAGAUAAUAUGAAUACAAACAAAGCACCUAGGUAUCUUGGGUUUGGAAAUCAUUGGAAGCUGCUGUUACUUUAAAAUCGAAAGCUUGUCAUUGGUAUAGCAGAAAUGAAGGGAGGGAGUGCAUGUUUCUGAGGCUUGCUACAGAUUGCUCUUGUAGUGAGAAAUUGCCAUUAAAAAUGUUGGGGCAGGCAGGGAUGUUGAAGGAGACUUGUCUGAUGUCAGAAGCCUGCUGUACUCCUAGAGGCUUCCUGUGCACAAGUGGCUCCAAUCUUCAGGCAGUUGCCCUCCAGAACUUGGAUGCUGAUGAGAAUGGUGCGGGGGUCGGGUUAGCACAUUUGCCCCAUGCCUGUUCCUUCUUUUCCCCCCUGAUAAUGUAACAUCUAAAGAGGCGGCUAUGGUUUCCUCUGAGACUUUAUAAAACUUACAUGAGAAACAAAGGAAAAGCUUUGCCAAAAGCAUUAGCCAGUUUUUUUUUAAAAAGGGCUUGCCUCAGCAUUGGGAAAGAUCCAGUUGUGUCAACAGGCACAAAAGGAUUCUCCCUUCCUCUCAGCCCCCCUCACCUCCUACCUGCUGAAGCAGAUUUUUUUUUCCAGGGGCAGGGGGCUGCUGUGGAGGAGGAGAGGAAGGGAAGUCAUGUUUGUGCAAGCAGAAGAUUGUGGCACAAGCAAAUUACCACAGUUGGACCUCACCCUUCAUUUUCUGAAAUGUUUGUAUGCUGCUUUUCUAGAUAUGGAUAAGGAGGAUGCAUUGAUUUGUUUCGAAGAGCACAUAAGGGCUUUGGAAAAGGAGGAGGAGGAAGAAAAGCAGAAGGGAUUGCUCAGGGAAAGACGACGGCAACGUAAAAACAGAGAAUCUUUCCAGGUUAGUGACAAAAUGAACUAUUAGGUUUGGGAUAGGUUACCAUCAAUCUUGGUAUUCUGUAAAGUGCAAAUAAUGAGUGUAGAUAAAUACUAAAAAAUGUUGCAGGUCAACAUUUUAUGGCUUCACCAUAGUCUGUUUUACCUGAAGAAAGUUUAUUUCUGAUUCAUCAUCUCCUCGCAUGUCUGUCACAGUAUGGCCCAUGGUCAGGGAUGAUGGGAGUUGUAGUCCAGCAUCAUCAGGGAGCACAGGUUAGCCACCCCUACUCAAGACUGCAGUCCUAACUCCACUUAGCUGGUAGUAAGUGCCACUGAAUUCAGUGAGACUUAAUUUCUGAGUAGACAUUAUUAGUAUUGCAGUCCUACGGGUAUGUUAGAUGUUUUUCCAUUUGAGGUCCACAUGCUAUAUUGUAGCAUUCUAUGGGGCAGUAAAAAUGACAGGGCCGACUCAUUGCCAUUUAAUAUACAGGAUUGUGAGAUUCCCCAUUUUCUACUGUUUCCUCUGCAGAUAUUUUUGGAUGAGCUGCAUGAACAUGGCCAGCUGCAUUCAAUGUCAUCAUGGAUGGAGUUAUAUCCAACCAUAAGUUCUGAUAUUCGAUUUACUAACAUGCUUGGUCAGCCUGGUAAGUAUAUUCUCUCCUGCCUGUAGAAAAUAAGAUGGAGGUAAUGUUUGUGCAUUUUUGGUAGAUAGAAGCAGGGUUACUAAUGUAAUAAGAAAUGCAACUCUUGGGUUAGCGGGAGGUUUUAACCGAUGUAGUUUCUUUCUUCAGGCUCAACAGCACUUGAUCUCUUCAAGUUUUAUGUUGAAGAUCUGAAAGCACGCUACCAUGAUGAAAAAAAGAUAAUAAAAGACAUCUUAAAGGUGAGGGGGAAUGUGUUUUUAGUUGCUGGGAGAAAACCAGUGUUUCCAGUCCAAAAUGAGUGGGUUUAGAUACCUUGAGCUGGGAUUCCACACUGUCAUGUUGUAACAUGAGUUUGUGUCAUCAAAAUUUGCUGUUUUGCAGGACAAAGGAUUUGUAGUUGAAGUGAAUACUACUUUUGAAGACUUUGUCACAGUCAUCAGUUCAACUAAAAGAGCUACCACUUUAGAUGCUGGAAAUAUCAAGCUAGCUUUCAAUAGUGUAAGUUGGGCUUUUAAAAAUCUAGAAUAUUUUUAAAAAUCCUAAUGUUAAGAAGACUUGAUAAAAUGUUUACAAGUCUGCAAAUAAGUAUGUAGUAUCUGUAUUGUCAAAUGCUAGAAUAUAAACUUAAUGAUGAUAGGUGGAAAAGUGUGGAAUUGAUGGGGCUGUUUAGACCUAAAAGCAAAUCACAGUUGAGGAGCCUCAGGCUUGCAUCCUACCUCCUCCACUCAGAUAAGUUUCAAUCAAAGUUUAGUGGCAAACUAUGAUGUAUCAGAAUUUGCUCUGUUAGUCAUUUAUAGAAUCCAAAUCAUGGGUGGUGCCAAAUGUUGCAUGAAAAGACCUCCACUCAUGCAACAUGACUUCCUCUUCUCCUUCCUACACACACACCCCAGAUCAGCUCCAGAUGAUUGAGGGACUCCCCAGAGGGGAUUCUGGAGGUGCUCAAGUGAAAAGAGAGGAAGGCAAAGUCCUACAUAGUGAGUGGGAAGUCUGUUCUACUCAUGAAUGGAUCACAUUAGGUUCAAUCACAUGAUUUGGUGGUGCGUCUGAACCACCAUUAUAUGUGACACAUGCACAGCAAAUAUGAGAAAAGUACUCCCUUGCAAAAUGGGAUUUGAUUGCUUUCCCUUUUUUCCAUUGCCCUUACAUUGAAUGGUCACUUGGUUUUGUUUGUAGCUGUUGGAAAAGGCAGAGGCUCGUGAACGUGAGAGAGAGAAAGAAGAAGCCCGCAAAAUGAAACGGAAAGAGUCUGCUUUUAAGAGUAUGCUAAAACAAGCAACCCCUCCAAUUGAAAUGGAUGCAGUGUGGGAAGAUGUAAGCAUUCCCAUUGUUAAAUGAAGUGUGUGUGUGUGUGUGUGUGUGUGUGUGUGUGUGUGUGUGUAACUAUAACUAUCAAAAGUAAUGAACAGCAGCAAUAGACCAAUAAUAGUUAAAUGUAUCGUUCUAAGUAAAAUUUCUUUUAAAUGAAAUUAGAAAGACUGUAAAUGGAAUAAUAAAAUAGGUGAAGUGCUUGCAGGGAAAUAAAUUGAAAGAUUUUAAUGCAAGUGGUCAUGGGGUUGGGCAGUGGGGUUUCUUCCCAGGAGGAUGCAAAAGGGUCCUGUUUAAGAACAGAGAUAAUAGAUACAUUUUGGAAUGAAAUGCACUUUUGAAUGUUUUCUCACAUUUAAAAUUGUGGCAUCAGAUAUUCCAAACAUGGAUCAGACAGGUUUUUAUACAGGGUACUCUUCUAGAAGUCAAGGAAGAAUUAAUCCCACUUGGCACAGUAUGAAUAUUUGAUGAUUGGAAAAGCUUUGGAUUAUGUUCAGUGAGAAUACUGGAAGGCAUUUCUGAAGAAAAUUGAUGUGGGGUCUAAAUUCUUAACCUUUAUAAGCAUCGUACAUAAAGCACCUCAUGUUUCUGUCUUUACCACUGGCACUUGGCUAAGAUUCAGCUAUGCUAAGAAUAUCAGCAGGAGUGUGUUUCAUCAUUAUAUGAUCUGGUUUUUAUGAACACAAUACUUUUAACUAAUAGAUUCUAUUGAGCCAUAAUCUUUCUUUUUAAAAAAAACAAAAACAAAGUUGCUGGCUAAACCGUAUACAUAAUUCUUUUAUCUAUAGAUUCGGGAAAGGUUUGUGAAAGAACCAGCAUUUGAAGACAUCACUCUAGAAUCAGAAAGAAAAAGAAUAUUUAAAGAUUUCAUUUAUUUACUAGAGGUAAUGAUACUAUGAUAAGAGCAUUGUCUGAUAGAUUUGAAACAGAUUUUUAAAAACUUAACUUAUUGAACUGAUCCCCUAAAAUAGAAGUGGAGAACUUUUUCUUCCUGUAUCUCUUAGUGAAAAUCUGUUGGAGCCUGCAUGCAAGUGGUGGGUGGGAGCCAGAGCCAAAAGUUGGUGAAGUCUUCCCUUUUCUCUCUCUUGCGGACACUCUCCCAAUUUUUUCCUCGGACAACUCAUGAACUAAAGCCGCCUUUCUCCAAUCUGGUGCUCUCCAAAGGUUUUGGAGUACAAAAGGCCUUGCCUAGCUUGCUUAUUAGAGUGAGCCAAAGGGGAUUAGCUGGGUGGGACCAAAGAGAAUAACGUCUCACUGGGGCAGGAGCAAGUUCCAGCCAUCCUUAAGGGGGCAUCACUGGACCAAGUUAUUUAUUUAACAACUAUCAUUGAAUGGGGAAUACUGUGGCAAGGUGCUUGAAAGGGUGAUGGCAGCCCAGCUUGGAUCAAUUUCAUUCAGGCUUCAUCUGAGGUCCAAAUAACAGAAGGAUGCUGCCCCUAAAAUAUUUAGCAGCAGGUGUCAGCAUUUGCCUGGACACAAAAUACUAUUGAAAGCAUAGCUUUGUAGAAUAUAUUUAUGGGGACAUUAGCUUCCUGUCUGAGAGUGAUCUGUAAUUAAUUUUAACGGUUGGCAUCAUCUUUUUCAUUAGAUUAUAUUUUUAAUAACCUAAACACUGGUAAUGUAUUCAUCAUCAGGAAGGAUUACAUGAAGAUGUCAGCCCUCCCACUGUUGGAACUGCUCUUUAAAUGUUGUGAUUCAUACCUCCCAAACAUCUUUAUUUGCAAGAAGUGUCCUGUCUUUCCAAAAUCUCAUUUGCUGUUAAGAAGAUGGAAGAGUAUGAACAAGUGUGGCUUUGCAAAGCCAAUAAAAGCCAGUGUCCAAAAAGGCAUGCAGUGCAGUUUCAAAAUAAAAGUAUAUAGAGGAAGUAUUUCAGAAUAGAGACUUAAAGAGAUACGCUAUACAUACUGUAUUUGUGUAGCAAAAAAUUUAACAAAACGCAUGCUUACUCUUUCAAAUGAGUCAUUUUUAUUCUUUCAAUGCUGCAGCAUGAGUGUCAACACCAUCAUUCAAAGAACAAGAAGCAUUCUAAAAAAUCAAAAAAACAUCACAGAAAAAGGUCUCGCUCUCGUUCGGUAAGAUAGAGUGCAGUAUUCAGUUGGUUCUUUUUACCACCCAGCCUUUAAAAACUAAUGUUACAUGUCAAAUACUCUUGCUUUAAAGGGUUCAGAAUCUGAGGAUGAUGACAGUCAUUCAAAGAAAAAGAGGCAACGCUCAGACUCUCGAUCAGUCUCCGAACGCUCCUCCAGCGCGGAAUCUGGUACUUUAAAAAAAAUCUUACCUAGCAAAAUAGAGAUUGCUUAGCAGUUAUCAACUUAAAUAACCCUGAUACCUAUUUAAUUCUAAUGCAUUAAUAGAGAGAAGCUACAAGAAAUCAAAGAAACACAAAAAGAAGAACAAAAAGAGGAGACACAAGUCUGUGAGUUUACCUCAGUUUGGCACUGUUCUCCCCCCACCCCACUCAAUUUCUUGUAUCUAUCUGCGAAACGAAGAAUUAAGGCGCACUUAAUAAAAUUGAACAACAGUGCACUAUUUUAUUAUUUGUAUGUGAAUUGUGUGGCUGUACAUUUGGUACAGCCAUUUUUUUCUUUUAAAAAAUUCCUAAAAAGUAGUUGUUGUCUUCCUUCCUAACUGAAUUCUUGAAAGUUAAAGCAUUCUGUAUCACUGAAGUUUCCUGUCCUGAAAGCUCACAAGCUGCUAGAUACUUCUCCUGAGCCAGAAAGUCUGAAUCCAGUUUGUUGUGCUUCACUUGCACAUAAUUUCUGUGCUAUGAAUAUGAUGUACAGUUAGAAGCCUUGCAGGUAGACAAGUCUUGUUAAGACUUGCAGCCAGUUGGCAUGAGUAAGAGCUAGGUUAACUCUCUUUAAAUGUUCAGUCAUGAUUUUGAAAGUUAGUAUUUUGAACAUGGAAGACCCAGGUUGAAAUUCCUGCCUGUCUUCACCAGACUGUUGUGUGGUAAUGAGAACUGAUAGAAAUACAGGCUUGGGAUAAUAGAAAGACUCUUGUGGAACUAGAGGUAGAUUCCCAUUGGCCCCACCCUUCUACAGUGUAUUCUCUGUGCAUCCUUGAUUUAUACUGUUUAUUUUACUCUGUACAGGAUUCUCCAGAAUCAGAUGUGGAUCGAGAAAAAGACAAAAAGGAGAGAGAAAAUGAAAAGGAAAGAAGUAGGCAAAGAUCUGAAUCUAAGCAUAAAUCACCUCCUAAAAAGCGACCUGGCAAAGAUUCUGUGAGUUUGCUUGGCUUUAUUGUGUUAACUAUCUUACCAGUAGAUUAGUGGUUGUGUGGUCUAAGAGUGGAAGGAUCUGCUAUUUCUGAUCGGUGUCACUAUUGCUUGUUUUUUACCCAUAAUAGUUAUUCUGCAAUUUUAAAAAAAACCUGGGGCCCUCCAGAUGAUGUUGGGUGCCAAUCAGUCCAGCCAGCAUGGCCAGUCAUCUGCAGUGAUGGGAGCUAUAUUCCAUUAUCUGGACAGCCACAGAUGUAUUUUAAUACAUAUAAGCUACCAAAACUAUCACAACAUUUGGAAAAGAACAAAUUGGUGGAUAACUGAUCCACACAUUGGCCCAAGAGGUCAUUUUGUAUAGCUGUAGUUUUGUUUUGGCCUUUCAAGUUUAUAUCCUUCCUUUAAACACCAAGCUUGUAUAAGGAAGCAUGGACUAAAGUGUAACAUUAUAUCUUCUCUUCAUCAACAAAAUUUCCUGAGAGCUUAUUAGCUGUAGCUGAAGACCUAAAGGCUAGAAUUUAAUGAUCUGCAUUUAAGUUUUGCUGGCUUCUGCCUGGCCCAAUUACAAUAUAGAUUGGCUCUGCUAAUUCUCAGUAGAGUGGCAACUGUGGAUCAUAAUGGCUUAAUGGGACUAAGUUAUUGUGGUUCAAGCAUAACAAACUAUUGUUUGGUCUCCAGAACUGUUUCUAGCUAAUACACAUCUCUUGUACAGUGGUACCUCGGGUUAAGAACUUAAUUCGUUCCGGAGGUCCGUUCUUAACCUGAAACUGUUCUUAACCUGAAGCACCACUUUAGCUAAUGGGGCCUCCUGCUGCUGCCGUGCCGCCGGAGCACAAUUUCUGUUCUUAUCCUGAAGCAAAGUUCUUAACCCGAGGUAAUAUUUAAAAGUAGUUAUUUGAAUUUGGUCAGUAGAUAGGCCUGAGGCCUGUAAUUUACCAGUGGUGCUAAAAAUUGUAUAGUUUGAGAGUUUCAAGUGAUUUUUAGUAUGAAAUCUUAGGUUGUCUAGUGAUGGCCAAACUGCAGCUCUUAAUAAAUCCUGAAAUGUUCAAAGUAACUACAACGACUGAAUUCUAAACUGUGGGAAAGAGUAUAUCAAUUAUUUUUCAUUGUCCUUUUUCAGGGUAAUUGGGAUACCUCUGGUAGUGAAUUAAGUGAAGGUGAACUAGAAAAACAAAGGAGGACCCUCUUGGAACAACUGGAUGAAGAUCAAUAAAAAGUAUUUAUACCAAAUAUGUUUACAAUGUGAUUUAAUAAGAAAUAUAGAUGAUUCAUUUCAGGAAAUGGAUUCCAAUGUUCCAUUGGCAUAGCAAUGGCUUUUCAGUUCUACUGCAUAACUAAAUAUUUCAAAUAAUAUCAUUGUGUGCCUGGCAGCAAAUUGUCAAAGACGGUGAACAUUCAGAAUUCAAGCUGAAGUUCUGCUUCUAAUAAGCUAGGCAGCCUGUAUAUAUACCCCAUGCACCUUGGCAUUCUUCAAAGAGCACAUUAAGAUGAACAGAAAAGCUUUUUAUUUUUGAGCCCUUUCAGUAGCGGCUUGGAAAAGUACUUGAGCCUUUCGGGCUUCUUGUGUCUAUAAAACAGCUCUUGCUAUGAAAGCCUAAACUUGUUUUUCUUGUCAAAUAAGGUCUGGGGGUGGGUAAGGGGUGCACAUGUUCUGUUCAGAAAGAUGCUCCUAUAAUUUUCUUGGGCUCCAUUUCUGUUGGGUUUUUUUAAUUACUUUUUUAUUUUGCAAGUGGAGGGAAAGGAAGAAGAGAGGGGAAAAUAUUUUUUCUUCAUUUAUGGUAGUCCAGAAUCCAUUAUUGGGUUUUUGUGUAUUACCUUGCUGGCCAAAAUGAUGUUUUAGGUGGUUUCUAUUGAAUUUUGACUUUAGGUUGAAAUGUGUAUCGAGUUUCACCCUGAAGUGAAUUUUUAGUGUCAAGUUUUAAAACUGUGAAAAAUAGAUUAAUUAAUGGAAAUCCUAAUAGGCCCUUAAUUUUCAAGGCUGUAAGGUAUGCUGAUGUAAUAACAUAGCUGCCAUUUUUUAUUAGAGAAGAACCUGGUAUAUGUACAAAGAAAAAAACCAAAUUGGCUAAGGGUAUUAUUUCAGCAUUAAUCUUAAUGUUACAGAAAAUAGCAAAAUCAGACUAAAUUGAUGCAAUAUGUUGCCUUAAGGACUUCCGAAGAAUGUACCACCAAGUUUUGGAAAGCAGUUGCAAUACUCUUGUCUAGAAAAAUCAAUGUUAACGUAAUACUUUUCUUUUGAAAGAUGUUGACCUAAUGUUGAAAACCUGGUCUCCUUUUAUUCUGUUCUUUUUCCUUUGUACUGAAUAGAUUCUGACCAGCCUUUGAUUAAAACUAUCAGCCCUAUACAUUGAGGAGUAUUGACUACUGUGGUACAGACUCUAAAAUCUUUCUGAUUUGAAUAUUUUUGUACAUUUUUAUCACUUAUUAAACCUUGUCUUCUAGCGUGCACUAGUAUUUUUUCUGUUUUUUAAAAAUGCUCUGUACAGCCAACACAUUACUGAUCUCACACAGUGUUACUGGUUAAGUUAAGUACUCUAGUGUGGUGCUUCCUUUUUAAUAUAUGUGUAAUCACAGCAACAAAAGAAAGGAGCUGUCAAAGAUCUGUAACAGCACAGAAGUGGAAUACUUAACAAUAUAUAGUGGUGGUAAUUCAAGAUUGGCCUUUUUAUUUGUGAAUUUUGCCUCUACUAUGCAAAUUAAGAAAUAAGGACAAAUAUAGCAGGCAUGUUGUUAUCCUUAGGUUUUACCAAUUUCUAUGGCGCUUGUGUAACAGUUUGCUCUACUUGCAAGUAAAAGGUUGGCUUCACAGUACAGUGGCUUGGAACUGACACUCCUAUAAGGGAACUCUGCUGAUUGGAGAGAAGCCAUUUUCACUGAUUUUUCCUUCUCUCCCCCCCCCCCAAUUGAUAGCGUAUGGGGGGAGACAUCAAACAGUACAGGGUUGUACACUGUGCAUUCUGAAUACUCUCAGGCGCAACAAAAUGAAUCAUCCCUCCUUUAUGGUGAUCACUUCUUAAUGAAAAAUUAUUCUUACUAAUUUUGUCUAGUUAUAUAGCUUAAGGUAGAGUGCAGUGAAACGUCCAGGAAAUUCCAGAGCAGUAAGUGUUAGGGAAUGAGAAUGUAAAAUGCUAUGACUUCCUGCUGACAUAGUGUUUGGGACUCUGCUUAUAGAAGAGAAUUUAAAUAUGUAUUUUGUUAAUGUUGAGGAGGAAAAGAAAAAAAACAAUUGCAUAUUUGGCUUCCUGUUUGAGAAACUGCAAGUACGGUUAACUCGCUCAUACUAAUUGCAUAGUUUGCUGUACAUGGAUUGGUAGCGCAUCAUGCUUCACACUCAGCUACAUACUGGUAUAGAGGUGGGGAAAGUGUCACAGUACUUAAAACAGCUAUGAAGGUAGCCGUUUUCCCGCUCCGAUGCAAGUGAUAUUUAUGUAAAAUAUUUUCUUAUUGCCGCCUUGCAUAAUUUACAUGAAGAAACAUGUUUCUAAGUAAACAUUACUUUUUAAAGCGUUGUCUUUAUUUUUCCAUUAAAAAUAAAAAGCUUUAAGUA
Messenger RNA from Podarcis lilfordi (Lilford's wall lizard), 31066 nucleotides. The record is from the annotation of a GenBank genome assembly. Lineage: Eukaryota; Metazoa; Chordata; Lepidosauria; Squamata; Lacertidae.